AUGUCCUCUAUUUAUGUGGGGAGAGUUGAAGCUAAAGUUCAAAACUUGUCAACUUCUGUUGAGACUCGUGUGAAUGAUACAAAUUUUGAAAGAAUUUAUGUUCAAAAUGGUAUAAAUGUUAAGCCUUUGGUUGUUGAGAGAAUUGAUAAAGAUGAAAACAUUGUGGGGGGGCAAGAAUCAAUAGCUGAAGUUGGUAGUGUUGAAGAAGUCGAUGGAGACAAAAAUUUGGAGGGUGUUAAAAAAUCAAGGAUUGAGACUUGUCCUAGGAGAGAAGAGACUGAUAUUGAAAAGGAGGCAUGGAGAUUGUUGCAAGAAUCUGUGGUAACGUAUUGUGGGAGUCCUGUAGGGACUAUGGCUGCUAAUGAUCUUAAUGAUAAACAACCGUUGAAUUAUGAUCAAGUGUUUAUUCGUGAUUUCGUGCCUUCUGCUUUGGCUUUCCUGCUGAGAGGAGAAUCGGAAAUACUGAAGAAUUUCCUCCUUCAUACCUUGCAGUUACAGAGUUGGGAGAAAACGGUGGACUGCUACAGCCCAGGACAGGGAUUGAUGCCAGCUAGUUUUAAAGUCAGAAGUGUACCUCUCGAUGGCAAUAAGUUUGAAGAAGUCCUAGAUCCAGAUUUUGGUGAAUCAGCAAUUGGUCGUGUUGCACCUGUAGAUUCUGGAUUGUGGUGGAUUAUUUUAUUGAGGGCAUAUGGAAAGAUCACUGGUGACUAUGCAUUACAAGAAAGGGUGGAUGUUCAGACGGGCAUAAAAUUGAUUAUGAAUUUGUGCUUAGCUGAUGGUUUCGAUAUGUUUCCUUCUUUGUUAGUCACUGAUGGGUCCUGCAUGAUAGACCGUCGGAUGGGUAUCCAUGGUCACCCCCUUGAGAUCCAAGCCUUGUUUUAUACAGCCCUACGGUGUUCUCGUGAGAUGCUCUCAGUAAGUGAAGGAUCCAAAAAUUUAGUUAGAGCCAUCAACAAUAGGCUGAGUGCAUUAUCGUUUCACAUAAGAGAAUAUUAUUGGGUGGAUAUGAAGAAGAUCAAUGAAAUAUACCGGUACAAAACAGAAGAGUACUCCAUGGAUGCCACCAACAAAUUCAAUAUUUAUCCUGAUCAAAUUCCUGCAUGGCUAAUGGAUUGGAUACCAGAGGAAGGUGGAUAUUUGAUUGGCAAUCUACAGCCUGCUCACAUGGAUUUUAGGUUCUUCACGCUUGGUAACCUUUGGUCCAUCAUUUCAUCUUUGGGUACUCCAAAGCAAAACGAAGCUAUUUUAAAUCUUUUUGAAGCCAAAUGGGAUGAUCUUGUGGGGCAUAUGCCUUUGAAGAUAUGUUACCCUGCUGUGGAGCAUGAAGAGUGGCGUAUUAUCACUGGCAGUGAUCCAAAGAACACCCCCUGGUCAUAUCAUAAUGGUGGAUCUUGGCCAACACUUUUGUGGCAGUUCACAUUGGCAUGCAUCAAGAUGGGAAAAUUUGAAUUAGCCCAGAAGGCAGUUGACAUGGCUGAAAAGAGGCUUGCAGUUGACCGUUGGCCUGAAUAUUAUGACACCCGAACAGGGAAGUUUAUUGGAAAACAAGCACGACUUUUCCAGACAUGGACUAUUGCGGGGUUCUUGACAUCUAAAAUGCUCCUGGAGAAUCCAGAAAUGGCUUCCUUGUUAUUCUGGGAUGAGGAUUACGAACUUCUCGAGAUCUGUGUCUGUGCUCUUAGCAAGACUGGGCGGAAGAAAUGCUCUCGUGGUGCAGCUAAGUCUCAGAUUCUCGUCUAACUGAGAUACCAUUUUUAUACGAAGGCAUUCGUAUAAGGCAGAGUGUCUUUGUAUUGUACAGUCACAAGUUUAGGGCAUAGUAAUAAAAGAAUUGAUAAAGUGAAAUUUUAAGCCUUAAAAGUGUAACAUAUAGAAUUUUCAGCAUAACUGUACAGUAGUGAUGGUUUAUUCGUCCGAUUGAUUAACUAAAAAGUUGAUCAUACAAGUUUCUAGUGACUUAGCAUAGAGGGAGGCCCUGGAUUCUACCAUGGCUCUUUUGCAAGGUCAUCUGUAUUUUUUAUAUUAUAUGCAAUGGUUACACUUACACAUUCACCAUAUUUAUUUAUUUAUUAAUGGAUUGGUUA
Molecule: messenger RNA, 2084 nt
Organism: Pistacia vera
Lineage: Eukaryota; Viridiplantae; Streptophyta; Magnoliopsida; Sapindales; Anacardiaceae
Product: alkaline/neutral invertase A, mitochondrial
Exons: 7
Coding region: 1-1740 (579 amino acids)
Biological process (GO): sucrose catabolic process
Cellular component (GO): mitochondrion
Molecular function (GO): sucrose alpha-glucosidase activity; endo-alpha-N-acetylgalactosaminidase activity
Source: RefSeq, a predicted model, not a curated record